AUGGUGGACACUCUUUGCACCUUCCGGAGAGAACUUCUCUCCACCCCCUUCGACCGCGUGAGGGUUUAUCAUGAGCUGAGCAACCUGACGGUGGGCAGCACCAAACUUGGGCACUACAGCAUGAAGAACGGCACCCUCUAUGUAAACGGAUACCCGCCGUCCCCUACCGGAGCUCCAGAGGGGGUGGGUUACGGGCUCGGCUUCACAAUCAUCAACAAGAACUUGACCCACACAGAUCCAUCAUCUCCAGAAUACCAACGCCUGCAGUCUGCCAUCAGCGACGAGUUAAAUCAGGUCUUCCUCCGGAGCGCCAUCCGAAAUGGAUUCAACAUUUGCAAAGUCACUGGACUGAGGUAUGGCUCCAUUGUGGUUGACUGCAACUGCUACUUUGAUCCCGAAAUGAACAUCGACCAAGACACCAUUACGGAAACUUUUCAGCAAGCGACGAAGAACUCCACGUCCCAGUGGCUGGGCAAUCAGUUCCAACUCAAGGGUGUGAUUGUGCGAGGUCCUGAACCAAUUGUUGAGGCUCUCACCAACGCUCCUCCACCUCAGCUCAAGCUGAAGGACUUCACUGUAAGUUUUACCACCACCAACCUGCCCUACACAGCAGAAAUGGAGGAUUCGAACUCGGACGUCUACUGGCACACCAAAAUAAGCAUGGAGAGCAAGCUCAGCCAGCUCUACCGCCGCAGCGACUUAGGGACAGAUUUCAUUCACUGCUCCGUGGAAAACUUCAGUCCCACCGGCCAGAAGAAUCAAACGGCGGUUGGUUCCGUCUGCACCUUCGCUAUGCAUUCCUCGAGGUCUUUCAACAAAGCCCUUGUGUAUGACGUAUUUAAAAACCAGACUGGCAAAGCUGGCUUGCUGGGGAAAUACACACUAGAGGAUGGAAGUCUCCUGGUCAGCGGUUAUCCUUCAGCAGUGGCUCCAGAACACCACAAAGAAGAUUUACCUUUCUGGGCGAUCAUCCUCAUAUGUCUGUCUGUCCUCCUGGGCUUCAUCCUCUUCUUCUUCAUCUGCUUCCUGAUUGCCUUCUGCCUGCGGAAGGGAGCCGGCAAGUACCAACUCCAGCAGAACAUCUUUGGCACUUAUUUUCCACACCUGGACAUGUGA
Molecule: messenger RNA, 1116 nt
Organism: Rhineura floridana
Lineage: Eukaryota; Metazoa; Chordata; Lepidosauria; Squamata; Rhineuridae
Product: mucin-16-like
Exons: 10
Coding region: 1-1116 (371 amino acids)
Source: RefSeq, a predicted model, not a curated record